AUGCAAAUCACUCUGCUGCUAGAGCCUCAUUGGCCGCUUGUGGCUCAUUUAACCGCUGUCAGUGCGCAUCAUAUGGCCGCCGCUUUAACCAACUUCUCAACUCCGACAGGGAAAGUAGCUCAAUGCGCAUUCUAUCACAGUGGAUGUGAACCAACCCAUGCGAAGACUGGGUGAAAUACUGUUUGAGGAACAUUUUAUAUCCUUUUUCGGAUUAUUUUUUAUCUCGUAUUUGAAUCAUUUGGGUUUAGAAUUUUAAUUUUGCAACCAAGUCAUCCUGUGCACACCCGAUCUUGUGCGCGCCUAUCUUGAAAUAUACUUUUUCUCUGUUGGUGGCGAAGUUUAAAAUCAGGUGAAUGUAUAGCAUGAUGAUGGAAACUGACCUCCAUUCCCCUGGCCCCCAAACGAACACUACCACGGGGCAAACGGGGCCGAACAGCGGGUCCAAAGCGAAUCAGGAACGGGUGAAGAGACCGAUGAACGCGUUCAUGGUGUGGUCCCGUGGGCAGCGGAGAAAGAUGGCACAGGAGAACCCCAAAAUGCACAACUCAGAGAUCAGCAAACGGCUGGGCGCCGAGUGGAAGGUGAUGUCCGAGGCUGAGAAGCGCCCUUUCAUCGACGAGGCGAAACGGUUGCGAGCUAUGCACAUGAAGGAGCAUCCGGAUUACAAGUACCGGCCAAGACGGAAGACCAAGACGCUGCUGAAAAAGGACAAAUAUUCCCUUGCCGGUGGACUGCUUUCUGGCCCCAGUGGGGGCGGUGGAGUUGGUUUAGGGGUCGGAAUGAGUUCAUCCGGGGUCGGGCAGAGGUUAGAGAGCCCCGUGGGUCACGUAGGCUCCGCCAGCUCCGGCUAUGCGCACAUGAACGGCUGGGCGAACGGUGCGUACUCGGGGCAGGUGGCUGCAGCCGCGGCGGCGGCAGCGAUGAUGCAGGAGGCUCAGCUAGCCUACAGCCAGCACCCGGGGAGCGGAGCGCACCACCACCACCACUCACACCACCAUCACUCACACAACCCCCAGCCCAUGCACCGCUACGACAUGACAGCCCUGCAGUACAGCCCCAUCUCGAACUCUCAGGGCUACAUGAACACUUCUCCAUCCGGCUACGGUGGGAUCACCUAUACACAGCACCAGGGCUCCGGCGUCUCCUCCUCAGCUGCCAUGGGGACGUUAGGGUCGCUCGUGAAGUCGGAGCCGAGUAUUUCUCCGUUGUUGGAAUAGCAUCUGCACUGGAACUUUUUGACAAAAGCUUGUUCCACUGCCCCCAAGUGGCCAAAAACUUAUUUAUGCAGCUUUAAGUGGAGUAGCAAAUAGCUGCAGCACCAGAGGCUGCACUUUCAGGACCACAUUUUCAGGAUCACAAUUCUAGGACCCUAACUAGAGGGCGGUUCUUGCAAAGAAAGCGAGUGGGAUUCAUAAUGACGCGACAGGACCGCAUUUCCACCAAAAAUGGAAGAAGAGCACGUCAAGCCAAGUGUGAGUAACAUUAGCUACUGAUUGUGAAUAACGUUAUUUUUAUUUGUUUAACGUUACUGUGAAAACCAUUGGUGUCUUGAAUUGGACAGUAAAGUAACGUUAGCUGUCUAGCCGAAGUGUGAGUGAGUUAACUAACGUAAACAUUCUAUUAAACGUCUUAAAGUUCCUAACGUUACAAUCAUCGUUAGCUUGCUUGCUAACUGUUAGCCCAAAGUAUUUGUUUAAUGAAACGUAACGCUUUAGCUAUCUUUGGUGAGCCCAACUAGGUGUAUUAUAUUACUUGUUAAUUUUAUGACUAUAAUAAUUAAUUAUAGCCAGCACUUUACUUCAAAAGAUAUAAAUGCCUGUCUUCAGUGUACGUGAAUGUUCAUUGUUAUACCUGGGACAGGUAUUUCAGGUUUUUUUACACAAUGCCAUGCAAUCUUAUCAACUAUUCACUAAUAUAAGUUAAGACCUUAAUUAAGAAGUAGUAAUGAAUGCAUCUUUUUUAAGUGUUACCAAUAUGUUUAUAACCCAUCACUGAUUAUGUUGUCCACUUACUAUUUCAGUGAAGUGGAGGAAUUCUGCGGACGAUCGGAAAAACAAAUGAGAAAAGAAGGAAGACCACUCAAUUAAAAGGUAGUGCUCUUAACUUCUUCAUAAUGUGGGUUUCAAUAUUGAAGGGUCAGGAAAAGUCAAAUGUUAAUAAAAUGUCAUUUCUAUUGUUUUCUUGCAUCUCUCUGUCUCUCUCUCUCUCGCAGGAAUCAUUGAGACUUGAAAGUGUUCGAUUAUGUGAAGAACAGAAACGGCAGACAAGAAAUAAUUAAAACUGUCAUUCUCCUAUUUCAUGUGGAAAUUGCCAAAAUUAAAAACUUUUUGACUUAUUUGCUUGCUUUUUUUCUUUG
Perca fluviatilis (European perch) is the source of this 2356-nucleotide messenger RNA. It is a transcript of the gene sox1a, whose product is annotated as SRY-box transcription factor 1a. NCBI's taxonomy places the organism in Eukaryota, Metazoa, Chordata, Actinopteri, Perciformes, Percidae. The record is from RefSeq and is a predicted model, not a curated record. The coding region runs from base 354 to 1217 and encodes 287 amino acids. The transcript has 3 exons. Gene Ontology annotation, biological process: cell differentiation; regulation of DNA-templated transcription; anatomical structure morphogenesis. Gene Ontology annotation, molecular function: RNA polymerase II cis-regulatory region sequence-specific DNA binding; DNA-binding transcription factor activity, RNA polymerase II-specific.